AUGAUUCUGGAAUUCUUGGGUCGAACUCUUGUAAUUCCUCGUCCUAGCAUUUACCUCGGACUCGGGAUGCCGAUGGGUGCUGUGUUCUACUAUAGCAUUUUGGGAACAUUCAUUUGCACUGGGAUUCUCCUUGGGACCACUUUCAUAAUUAUACUCGAUGUUGUUGAUGAGAUUGACGAGUUUCGUACUCUCGUCGAAGAAGAUCUCAACCAAUUCAAGGCUCAUGCUGACGACGCAUGGAUGAUGAUGAUGACAGCGAACCAAGCAUCAUCAGCAAGACGGCACAGCGCUUUCUUCAAUUCCGUUGUCCGUACUAGGAGACAAGGAUCAUACGCAACAGGAGGUCAACAGGGAUCAUACUCAUCAGGAAGUCAGCGAGGAUCACACACAUCAGGAAGUCAACAAGGAUCAUACACAGCAGGAAGUGGACAAGGAUCAUUUACAGCAGGAAGUGAACAAGGAUCAUUCACAGCAGGAAGUGAACAAGGAUCACACACUUGGGGAAGUCAAGCAGCAGUAAGCCAAUCAGCUGGGUGUCAAUGUGCAGCUCAAGCCAGCUCAUGCCCUCGAGGACCACCUGGUAAGACUUAUUCGAACAGACUUUAUAGACAACAACUAAGGCUUGUUUAUUUAGGACCACCUGGACAACCAGGAUUGGCAGGAGAAGACGGGCUUCCGGGCCAGCCUGGACAGCCAGGUUCUGCCGGCCACGCUGAGGCCGCAUCGCACCAAGGCGGAUGCAUCCAGUGUCCAGCCGGACCUCCUGGACCACCUGGACCCGACGGAGGACCUGGUCCAGCUGGAGCCCCUGGAAAUCCAGGACAGGAUGGGCAAGGAGGUGGAUCAGGACCCGCAGGACCACCAGGACCUCCAGGAGCGCCUGGACAGAAUGGAAACCCCGGUGCACCAGGACAAGAUGGAAUUCCUGGAGCACCUGGUACCCGAUCGAGCAGCUUACCCGGUCCAGCUGGUGCCCCAGGACCACAAGGAGCACCUGGGACGCCUGGUGAGAAUGGCAGUGGUUUUGGAGCCGGAGCACCAGGACCAGCAGGACCACCUGGUGCCCCGGGUAAUGAUGGACAACCUGGAAGCCCAGGACAACCUGGACAACCUGGUUCCAAUGGAAGUCCUGGAACGGAUGCUGCUUACUGCCCUUGUCCACCAAGAACUCAUAAGUUGGCCUGA
This is a messenger RNA of Haemonchus placei, 1185 nucleotides long. Lineage: Eukaryota; Metazoa; Nematoda; Chromadorea; Rhabditida; Trichostrongylidae. The record is from the annotation of a GenBank genome assembly.